GACUCGCCCCGCGGCCGGACCGCUGAGGGUGCUGGUCCCGGAGGGGUUAACAUCCCAGGUUGUGAGCGAUAUGGCGAGCAGAAACCCCCUCCUGUAGAGUUCAGAACACAUCGGUGUCUCCUUAGGCAAAAGGUGUGUUUUCGUUAAGAUCAGUUCUGAACGAGGAGGACUCAGUCCCUGGUGAGAGGAAGGGGCUUUGUGACAGGCACUCACAGCAGCUGGCUGAGAAGGAGCAGAAGUUGGAUCUGAAGCCAUGAGUUGUUUCCAAGCUUCACCGAGACAUUCCUGGAUUUAUCCCACUGUGAUCCUCUGCCUGUUUGGAUUUUUCUCCACAAUGAGACCCUCAGAACCCUUCCUUAUGCCGUAUUUAUCUGGACCAGAUAAAAACCUGACCAGUGCAGAGCUCACAAAGGAGGUCUUCCCCGUGUGGACGUAUUCCUACCUGGUGCUGCUGCUCCCGGUGUUCAUCCUCACCGAUUACAUCCGCUACAAGCCGGUCAUCAUCCUGCAAGGCCUUAGCUUCAUCACGACCUGGCUGCUGCUCUUGUUUGGCCAAGGAGUGAGGACCAUGCAGGUUGUAGAGUUCUUCUACGGGAUGGUCACUGCCACCGAGGUGGCCUACUACGCCUACAUCUACAGCGUGGUCAGCCCGGAGCACUACCAGAAAGCGAGCGGCUGCUGCCGGAGCGCCACGCUGGUGGCCUACACGGUGGCCUCCGUGCUGGCCCAGCUCUUGGUGUCCCUGGCCAGCCUGUCAUACUUCUACCUCAAUGUCAUAUCCUUGGCCUCUGUCUCCAUGGCCUUCCUUUUCUCACUUUUCCUACCAAUGCCUCAGAAGAGCAUGUUUUUUCACGCCAAACCCAGCAAGGAAGCCCCUCCAAAGCCACCAGGAGGGGAUGUUGUCUCAGAGGAACCUCAGAAGGAUCUCAAACCAGUCUGCCAAGAACUGUACACCAUUUCAGGCAACCCCGGUAUUGGCCAGCAGAGCAGCCCAAAGCCAGAAAAUGUCGUUUUGAGAGUUUUUGUGCAGUGGUUACGAGAUUUGAAGGAGUGUUACUCCUCAAAGCGUCUUUUCUACUGGUCCCUGUGGUGGGCUUUUUCCACAGCAGGUUUUAACCAGGUUUUGAACUAUAUUCAAGUCCUUUGGGAUUACAAGGCACCGUCCCAGAGCUCUACGAUAUAUAAUGGGGCUGUAGAAGCUGUUGCAACCUUUGGCGGGGCCGUGGCUGCCUUUGCUGUGGGUUAUGUGAAAGUCAACUGGGACCUUCUGGGAGAGUUGGCUCUGGCCGUCUUCUCAGUUGUCAAUGCAGGUGCCCUGUUUCUCAUGCAUUACACGACCAACAUAUGGGUGUGCUAUGCUGGCUAUUUGAUUUUCAAGACGAGCUAUAUGCUUCUUAUCACCAUAGCAGUAUUUCAGAUCGCAGUUAACCUGAGUGUGGAACGCUAUGCCCUGGUGUUUGGAAUCAACACCUUCAUUGCCCUGGUGAUUCAGACCAUUGUAACUGUGAUAGUAGUAGAUCAGGGAGGACUGGGGCUGCCGAUCAGCAUUCAGUUUUUAGUUUACGGGAGUUAUUUUGCUGUCAUUGCUGGCAUUUUCCUAAUGAGAAGCACGUCCAUUAUCUACUCAGCUGAAUGCCAAAAGAAAGUGCUGAGGUCUGCUACAAGUCAGACUCCAGAUGGACCACAUCCAGAAGAGCCAAGGAAUGUCAUCAUGGGAACAAAGCUCUAACCCGUGUCAACCUCUACAGCCUCUGAGCAAGGACUGCUGGUCAACCACUACAGCCUCUGAGCAAGGACUGCUCUGAGCAAAGUCCCUGAAUCCCAUUAAUUGACACAUUUCACAAGUCUGGAUUCCAAGGAACCUUUCCAAAAGCACCACACAAGCUCAGCUUUAGACCAGAUAUCUGUGUGCCCAGCUAAAUGGGAUGCAGUCAUCAGGGCCCAUCAUCUCAGUUAAAUAAUCCAUGUUGAGGAACCCCAGUGAAUAGCAGUGGCUGGAAAAUUCUGGUUCUGAUUGCUUUCAAGGACAUGCAAAGGCCUUGGAACCAAACCAUGAGAAAACUCUAGCCAUCCUAGAGUUGAUGUUCCUCAUUUGUGAGCAGAAAUACUAACUGACGUGACCCUGUUGGCUUGGCUUAGAUAUUUGUUUCAUUUUACCAAGACAGGCAACACAAUGGACAUUUUUAGUCACAUGAGCCAUUGCCCUUCUUCUUCUGUUAAGUGUAUUUCUUUGAAACUUACAGUUCUCUGAGAGAGUUAUAAAGCUCUGUCCCACUUUUAUGGACUUCUUUUCUCUCCUGACAACAUAGUAUUAUUCACAAGCUAUUAUUUGAUAAUAUCACCAUUUAAUUUUUUCAUGAUUACUUUUACUUUGUGCUCUGCUGAGCUUUGUUGUUGCAAUUCUACCUCAGAAAUAGCUCCAGACAUUCCUGUGUGGCCACAGAAUGACAUUCACGUCAAUUCCCAGUGGCUCCAGCAGAGGCAAUGAACUUUCUCUUGUCAUGACCCCAGAUGUUUUAGUGUCAUGUCAGUGUGAUGUCUGUCUAAAAUGAAAAACUUAAGUGGAAGUUUUUCAAGGGUUUCUAGAAGUAUUUGUAAAUAAGAAAAUACUGAUGGAGGGAACACCUAAUUUUUAAAUGGCAGAGAUAGUGUUAAGUAAAUUGAUGUGUGCAAAAAAUAUUAAAGAGCCUUUCUAAUUUUUUGAUGAAUUGUGCUAAAAGUUGUCUGAGUUUGUCUGUCCUUUGAAAUGUCAAUAGAAGUCUCAUUGAGCCGUCUGCCACUGGGAAUAAAGAAAGCUGAUUCAUGA
Camelus dromedarius (Arabian camel) is the source of this 2806-nucleotide messenger RNA. RefSeq names its product solute carrier family 19 member 3 (gene SLC19A3). The record is from RefSeq and is a predicted model, not a curated record. Gene Ontology annotation, cellular component: plasma membrane. The transcript is spliced from 8 exons. Gene Ontology annotation, biological process: transmembrane transport; vitamin transport. Gene Ontology annotation, molecular function: thiamine transmembrane transporter activity. The coding region runs from base 254 to 1729 and encodes 491 amino acids. NCBI's taxonomy places the organism in Eukaryota, Metazoa, Chordata, Mammalia, Artiodactyla, Camelidae.